CGUGUCAGGCUGGACCAUGGGCCUGAAACCUAUGAUCGGAAUCGGAAUCGGAAUCCGACUCGAUCCCGGCUUGCGGCCCACGUCUCUUCCGAUCCGUCGAUCUGCUCCAUCUGUUCCGAGAGACUCGAUCGAGAGGCAGGGUAGAGCGAGGUCAGAGCAUCUCCAUCCAGAUCGAGGCGCCACCUGACGAAGAGGAAGCUGCAGCCGCAGGGGAACGGGAUGCUGAAGAAGACGAAGAGAUCGGAGGAGGGGUACGGGAUCCUCAAGGCGAAGAAGGAGGCGGUGGCGGCUGUUCGUUUCAAGCGUAUCCCGGGGGGGCCUGGAUAUCUGGAUGGAUCACUGGCUGGAGAUGAAGGCCAAGAUGGCGGCAGGGGAGGAGGAGGCGACGAAGACGAAGAAGAGGAAGAGGGUGGUCAAGCGAAGGGUGCCCAAGGCGCCCAUCGACCACAUGGUGGCUUGGCCGUUCGGGAGCGGCAACUAUCUCACUCCUGCUCAGCUGGCAAAGCGUUCUCCCGAAUGCCGUCAAUACUAUGCCCUCUCAACUUUUAUCGAUGCCAAGCUCCGUGCCUACGAGCAGGCCCUCAUCCGCCAGUACAAUGCCCUGGGCUAUGCGGAGGAUGAAAUUGAGGUCACUAACUCUGAUAGCGAGGAGGAUGCCACUGUGGUGCAGAACUAGGAAAGCAAGCAAGAUCUGUGAUCUGUAGAGUUAGGAGUGCUGUGAUGUACUACUGGUGGUGAUUGUAUUCUCGAUCGUGUUAUUUAACCAGCUACUAUAUUAUUAGCAAUUGGUUUGCAAACAUCCAUUGGAUGCGUUUCUAUGGAUUGUGUUCAGUUUUGUCAGAUAACACCACUGGUUCCAUU
Messenger RNA from Panicum virgatum (switchgrass), 861 nucleotides. RefSeq lists its product as uncharacterized. The record is from RefSeq and is a predicted model, not a curated record. NCBI's taxonomy places the organism in Eukaryota, Viridiplantae, Streptophyta, Magnoliopsida, Poales, Poaceae. The transcript has a single exon. Bases 332 to 676 code for a protein of 114 amino acids.